AUGACACCCUUGCUUGGGAAGUUCUCGCAGGAUUUUCUCGCACAGUGCAAAGACAGCCGCACGUUCUUCGAGACCGAGGGUAACUCCAUCUACCCCGACCGGCCAGACCUCUUCUACCACCUCUUUGAGCCUCCCACCCCUGUUUCGUCUACCGUCCCCGUCUUUGCGCUCUCGUUUCUCCCUACCGCUCCGCCGUCGGUGCAGUCCGCGACGGUCAUCGGCUGGCUGCCGGCGAGCGCUCCAGGGGACAGCGAUGAGGCCGGGCUGAACGACUUUGUUGACAACCCCAGGUUCCGUGAGCUGUUGCACGAAACGAUCCAAUCCGGGCUCCGAGACGGCAUAGAUGACAUACAGAUUAACGGUGCGAUACAGACGCAGCAGGGAUGGAUGCACAUUCAUGACGAUCGCAACAUCCCUGCUCUCGGUCGGAUAGGCGACCCCGACGAUAUCCUUGCAUCUGUACGUGUUGAGGAGGGGAAGAUCCUGGCCGAGACGUACCAAGCGAUGCCAUCAUACCGCCUGUGCACAUCCGACGGUGUUCUUCAGUUGACAGAAGGGCUCGCACAGAGGUUGAGAGAAGUGCUGGAGGCUCGAGCUGCCAGAGAGGCUUGA
Molecule: messenger RNA, 612 nt
Organism: Laetiporus sulphureus 93-53
Lineage: Eukaryota; Fungi; Basidiomycota; Agaricomycetes; Polyporales; Laetiporaceae
Exons: 6
Coding region: 1-612 (203 amino acids)
Source: RefSeq, a predicted model, not a curated record